Polychytrium aggregatum is the source of this 899-nucleotide messenger RNA. RefSeq lists its product as uncharacterized. The transcript is spliced from 2 exons. The coding region runs from base 47 to 832 and encodes 261 amino acids. Lineage: Eukaryota; Fungi; Chytridiomycota; Chytridiomycetes; Polychytriales. The record is from RefSeq and is a predicted model, not a curated record.
UGGCAGUCUGGACACACCCAUCGUCACGAUCCACACCGCCAAAACCAUGGGAAUGAUCGCGGCCUAUGUGGCUGCCGACGCCUAUGGACUGAAGUGGCCCUUUGGCAACCUCAAAGAUGAGUUCCUGUUCAAAGACGUCAAUAUGGCGCUGAACCUGCUCCAUCAUGAGAAAGAGUACAAACGGUUUCUGGACAAGGGCGCCCUCGGGCCCCAGCGCAUCAGCCGGCUGGUGACGGAAGAAACCCAGCGCCGAGAGCGCGAAAACGCCCGGUCGUCCUACUACAGCCAGGCGGCGCCGAUUUCUCCGCUAAAGUCACCGCAGCCCUCAGGUGCCUCGGUCCCGCCGGCCAAAGAAAAGUCGCAGACGGUCAGCCCCAAAUGGCUGCCGACCCCGACGUACGCCCAGGGCAACCAGAAGCCGGCAUCGGUGUAUUCCCACCAUCGGAGCCAUGGCGACGCAAUCAAUGGCUUCAAGGAUGCCUCGGAGACAAACGAUCAGCCCCCUCCUCCCGGCAGCACCGCCCGUCCGUCCUACAUGAUGCCGAGCCAAAGCCAUGUCUUGCCGCCGACAUCGUUGCCCUAUCCAGGAUCGCAGACCAGCCGACCUGGCUCGUACUGCAAGGCCCGUCCCGCCUAUGCCACCCACGGAUACCACCCAUACAAUGUCCAGGCCCGGAUACAUCCUGCCCGACACACGCCCGUGGGCCACCUGCACCAGCCUCCUCCUCCUGUUGGAGCCCCGCCGGUCCAGCCCCCUCCUCCUCCACCCGUCUCGGUGCUGGAGUCUGAUACCCAUCGAGCCCUCGAGAAUCAAGUCUCUGCGGCGCUGUAAUCGGACCAUCCCACGCAAGCCCGUCUCGCCUGCGCUCGUUCCAGGCAGCUUCCGGUGGCCUUGCUUU